Humulus lupulus (European hop) is the source of this 5001-nucleotide messenger RNA. RefSeq names its product putative F-box/kelch-repeat protein At1g12870. The record is from RefSeq and is a predicted model, not a curated record. Gene Ontology annotation, molecular function: protein binding. NCBI's taxonomy places the organism in Eukaryota, Viridiplantae, Streptophyta, Magnoliopsida, Rosales, Cannabaceae. The transcript is spliced from 2 exons. Bases 3555 to 4691 code for a protein of 378 amino acids.
GCAAGCAAAUUGAGAGUGCAGUCUAGCAAAACUUUCAUUAGAGCUUCUUUACAAACAUAUGGUGGGCACUAACCAAAACUGAAAGUAAUAAAAUGUUCAAACAUGCUCUAACCCACCGUUAGGGAUUGGGAUCAAAUAAAGGAGAUCGGACCUUUUGUUUUUCAGAAGUCCAUGAAAGAUUUGGAUUAACAAUUUCCAUAGGGAGCGAAUAAGGGGAAAAAAUUGCUUCUGUUCGUUCGUAAAUAAGAGGUGGUUUUAUGUAUUAUUAUUAUUAUUAUUUGUUAUCUUACAUUAUUUUUUAUAGAAAGGUGGUUUUAUUUGUAUACAAUUUAUUUCUCAAGAUGAGUCACUCUCUUUGGCUGAAUGUUUUAAGAAGAGAACCAACAAACUACUCCAGUCCAGUUGAAGUUGUAAUUUUUAUGGAAAAGAAACAGUUAUGCAUGUAAAGUAAAGUUUCUGUAAUUGAAAAUUUAACUCCUCCGUGCUUUUUCAUUGCAUUUUAUUUUCUAUAUGAAGCAUCUAAUGUCUUCAAGCACCAACUGUUGUAUGCCAUUAAACCCUGGAAAUCAUCAACGCUCCAAACCCUUGAAAUGCUUCAAUCCCAACACUCUGCUUUAUCCCUUCGGAUGCCAUCUGGGUCUUGGAAAGCCUCCUCCUCUGCUCUCUGUUUUAGCAUGGCAAUUUCACUAACCUUAUGGAAAAGUGUCAGAUUCAGGUAAAAUUUUCAAAACUUGGUUAUUUCUGUCUUUUGUUUUCAGGUAUUUAUUAUUAUCAUUAACAAUUAAUUUGCAUGUCUGCUUCAUAUUCUUUAGCUUCCAAUCCUUGAUAUGUAUGGUUAGAAAUGGUAUGACUGAGAUGAUUUUAUAGCAAUUCAACAUUAAAACACUACAAAUUUUUCAGAAAGGUAUUUUUUCAAUCUAAUUGUUGUGCAUAAGGCUCUUGCAGUGAUAGUUUUGAUGUUUUUGGGUACAUUCUGCUAUUUGUUGAAAACAAACUUUCAAGACAAUUGGGGUUUGUGAUUUUCUUGAAUAUGGAUUUUUACAUAACAUUUUGUUCCUAUAUCAAAAUGCUUGUGAUUAUUCCUAGCUCAACCACAAAAUUAUUGAGAUUUGAACUGUACUAUAGCAUCAUAAUUGGUAUCAAUUUUUCUUAUGCUAAAGAAUGUCAUAAGGUGUUGUAAGUGAUAAUUUUAGUUUAAGUUUUACCCUUUUUGCUUCUUGAUGUUUCGAUUAAUUUAUUUUUUAUGUUUUGGUUGACAAAAUAAAUUUGUCAGUGUGUUUGUCUAUGCAUCCAUGCCUUGUUAUGUCACCUAAUGAUCUCUCAUAUAGAUUUUAUUUAUGUCACCUAGUGAUCCCUCAUAUGCAUCACAGAUCUCAUUUGUAGUUUAACAGGAGUAUUAUUAUUGAUAUGAAAUAUAUAAACUACAAUAGAUGAUAAGGUAUUGGCUUAGGAUGUAUAAUUCACCAAUAAGUAAAGAAGUAAACUUCACUAUUACAAGUGAAUUGCACUAAUUUGCACAAUCCACCUACAUUAGAAAGGAUAUAAAGUGUAACAUUAAAUGUGAAUUGCACUAUUAUUCAUAAUUAAGCUAGAAAAGUAAUUUGUUUUAAAUUGUGGAGAUUGUCUAAAUGAAGAGGUGAAAAAAUCAGCAUUUUGUUCAAUGAAUAACUACUUUAGUCAUUAUCUAAAUAGAAAGCGUUGUUGGAUUGUUUUACGGUUUUCUUUAGUGGUGAACUAAAUUGGAAUCGAGCUUUCAUAUUAUUCACUUCAUUAGGUGCUAUAUUGCCUUUUGGCAGUAGUAGUUUUGAUGUCAAUGUCAAACAUCACAUGUUAAAUAGAAAAUAACCAGUUUAUCUCAUGGUAUGUUUACUGCAAUGACUCCAGGUUAGUUCUAGAGAAAAUAUAUUAAAGUUUGUGUGCCAUUUUAGACAUACGUUACAUUUCCAGACAUGGUAAGAUACUUAUUACCCUGCCAAAAUUUACAAUAAGCAAUAUGAUUUGCCUUUACAGAUGUGAGAUAGGGAAAAAUAAUGUGAUACUGAUUGUUUUACAAGUAGAAGUUCAAUAAAUUUGAAAAUUAGCAUUUUCUUUAUUGGGAUUCUCGCCCACCAACCCCAUUUCACCAACUUGAUAAAUUGGACGAAGGCUUUGUUUGUCAGGUUGUCUAUAUGUUGCAGUCAAUGAACAUUAUAUGUUUCGACGUUAUCCUUGUUCAUUCGAGAUCUAUUUUUUAAUCUCUUUCCAAAGGGCUAUCAGGAAGGUUUUUUGCUUGGUGAGUUCCUUCUCAAUCUUUUUUAAGAAAUUUUUUUCCAUCUAUUUCUUGUAGUCAUUGUUUGGUACAUCUAGAGAUUACACAUUUUGCAUAUUUGUUACUUGACAAUAGGAAGUAUUUGGGUACAUAAAAAUUGCAAGAGACUGGGCACAUCAAUGAGAAUGGAACAUUGAUGCAAAUUAGAAAAAUGUAAAUCCUUAGAUCUGUUCUUGUGAUUGAAACUUCUUACAAAUUUUGGAUUUAGUUAUUCGUAGAAUUGGGAUGUUUGGUUGUGGUAAUUCUCCUUGGUCCAUAAGGGUUUUUAUUUUACAGGCUCAUCCACGAACACAUCUAAUCUUAAAAUGUUGAAAUAGUUUUGUAGUUUAAUGUAGGCAAAUCUAGACUUUAAUUAUUUUGUGAUUGACAAAGAGAUGACAUAAUGAAGAUGAUAUGCUCAAUUGGACUAGCAGAAUAUUGGCAUCAAUGAUAUGUUACUUGUAAUUUUAGAAUAUAAAGAAAGGUAUCAUACUUGGGAAAAUUAGAGAUGUAUAUUCCUAUUUGGAUUGUAUUUUGGCUUUGUAAUUAAUUGUUUCUAGAUUUUUUAUUUUAUUUUAUAUCAAUGUAUUAGGUCGGAUGUAGACAAUUGCUUGGUAAUUGUGUGCCAACUUAGUUGCAAUGCCUCUCUUUUAGCUUGAUGUUUCAUUUAUCAUAUUUCUAUCAAAAAAAUUUAAAAAAAAAGCUCGGUAAAAUUAUUGUAUGUGUUGACAGUUAGGAAAUUAAAGAUCUUAAAGUUUGAUCUUUGAGUUCCAUAGGAAUAGGAAUCGGUUCCUAUUCUUCAGACGUUUCUCAUUUUGUAAUUAAUAGUUUAAGUCUUGUAUAGCCUAUAUAUAUAUAUAUAUAUAUAUAUAUAUCCUCUUGGUUGUAAAUCUUUAAACAGAAGAAGAAAAUAUACAACAAGAAAGGUGUUUUUCCCUCACCAUUUUCACAGUAUGUUAUAUCAUAUCACAAAGUUGAACUUGCGCUAAGAACUUGUGCUAAGAGUACAGGUGGAUUGGUAAAAGAACUAAAAAAUAUUGCUUUAAGCUCUUAAGUUGUUUUGAAGGUAAGCCUUUUUUUCUAAUUUUUUUAUGAUGUGCCUAUUUCUAAAUUCUUUGCAGAAGAGCCAAUGGAAGUUAUUUAAAGAAGCUUGAUGUUUUAAUACUGAUUUUUAAAGUAAUAAUUUUGAUAUCUCUUUUUAUUCCAGAUAAAAUAUCAUUUAAGAUUCUUUCCAAGUGUUGUGUAGAAGCUCUACUUGAAAAGUUGGAUGAAAAAAAUGGGUAGAAAUCUUCUUAAUUAUAGAAAGAGGACGAGUAAAUGGGAUGCUGUAGAAUCCUCUGUAGAUGUUGUACAAGACAUCCUCUCAAGGCUUCCUGUCAAGUGCCUCAUACCAUUCAAGACUAUUUCUAAACUUUGGUACAAAGUGAUUGGCAAUUCAAAUUUUAUGAAACUACAUUUACAACACUCCAAAGAAAAUCCCAUUUUUAUACUUUACCCAUAUAUGGGUGCGGUAACAGAUGUUUACUUGGUCAGUGCCAGUGGUUCAGUAAUUGAAGAAAUCGCUCUUCCAGGCUGUGAAAACAUUUAUUUUCUCAGUAUGAUUUGCUGUCACAAUGGUUUGGUGUGCUUCGCCAAUUGCCCCAGGGUUCUAGACUCUAACAUGACAGAAAUGUGUGUAACAGUUUUGGAAAUCCGUGUAUGCAAUCCCUCUACUCGUGAUGUCCAUUUACUUCCUCAAGGUAGCCCGUCAGUAUCAGUACCAGUUGUUGGAGUUGCCUUUGGACUCAGUGAGUACAAAGUUUUUCGUAUCUUCCAUGUUGAUUCUGAAUCUCGAGAUGACGACAUUAAGUGUGAGGUAUACUCAUCAAGUACUCGAACUUGGAGGGACAUAGGUUCUGUUCCAAAAUACCCCAUGCGUUCUCAUAAUGUAUAUGUUGAUGGAACAGUUUAUUGGUUUAUUGCUUCGGACGAUGAUUACGAAAUCCCUGGGUCAAUUUUUUCAAUUGAUACUGAGGAACACUUCAGAGUAAUUGAACUCCCAGAGGAAGUUACAGCACAUGCCUUCCUUACGGAUUUGGAUGGAAGCUUGUGUUUAGUAGCUAUUUAUGAUGAUGAUUUCAUCAUGGAUAUAUGGCUUCUCUGGUCUCGUGAUGGGGCUGAUUACUGGGAGAAGAAGUGCAGUGAUUACAUUCCUUACUCAACUAAUGAAGAUACUGACACUGUAGCAGGGAGAAAGAAUGAAAUUUUUCUAAUAACGACUGAGCAUUAUUAUAUCUAUGAUAUAGAACGCAGGGUUUGGACAGACCUUGAUUUUGAGGAUGAUUUUGAUAGGAAUUGUCCUGCUGUCUUUUCUUUUACUGAAAGCCUCAUCCCAAGUACUGGGCUUCCGGCUAAUAAUAAUUGAUUUUUGUUCAUCCAAGUUUGCCAACUAUCAAGAAGCACCAACAUGAGAAAAGCUCUUUAUCUCAUUGUUUGAAGUCAAACUUGCUUUCCGGGUUUUUUCCUUGUUAGUUUAUCUUAAUAUUUUCCUUUCUAUAUUUUAGAACUUGUCAACUGGUGGUUGUUUGCUAUGGUUUUAUGGGAUUUUGAAAACUUCGUGCUUUUUUAUUUAUCAUUUACAACUUUUGGAUCCUUGGGGAUUACACAUGAACUGACUGUUAGUCAUUCACUAUGGUGUUUGGUUAUCUGAAUGUCAAGUCUUUUGUUGUGGUGUU